Messenger RNA from Diabrotica balteata, 222 nucleotides. NCBI's taxonomy places the organism in Eukaryota, Metazoa, Arthropoda, Insecta, Coleoptera, Chrysomelidae. The record is from the annotation of a GenBank genome assembly.
AUGAUUAAGUUUCUUGAAGAAAGGGGUGAUAAUCAUCAGCAAUUACGUGACUUAGACUGGCAAUGUGAUUUAGUAUUUUUAGUAGAUUUCACUGGUAAACUAAGCAUUAAAUCUGGAACUGCAAGGCAACAACAAAACGUUAUCAGAAAUGAUUACAUCAUUCAAAUUCAAGCAGUACCUAUGAUAGUUGAUAUUAAGAAGAAAAGGUUUCUAAGAUUUUGA